AUGGCCCUCCCCUUCACCUUUGCGACCGUCCUUUUCCUAACGCUGCAUACUGUGAGUGUGCACUCAUCUCAGCCACCAUUCGCUUGCGAUUGGUCCAACCCUUCCUCCAGAUCCUACCCAUUCUGCAACCCCAAACUCCCCAUCCCCCAACGAACCAAAGACCUUCUCUCCAGACUCACACUCGAUGAGAAACUCUCCCAACUCGUCAACACUGCCCCUUCCAUACCCCGCCUAGGCAUCCCCGCCUACCAGUGGUGGAGCGAGGCCCUGCACGGUGUUGGAAGCGUGGGCCGCGGCAUCCGCUUCAAUGGCUCCAUCUCCUCCGCCACUAGCUUCCCUCAGGUCAUCCUCAGCGCAGCCACCUUCGACUCCCUCCUCUGGUACAGAAUCGGUCGCGCCAUUGGGAUCGAAGCCCGCGCAAUCUAUAAUGCGGCCCAGGCCCAGGGCCUCACCUUCUGGGCUCCCAAUAUUAACAUCUUCAGAGACCCGCGAUGGGGCCGGGGACAAGAGACCCCUGGCGAAGACCCUCUCCUCACUUCUGGAUAUGCAGUUUCCUACGUCAGGGGCCUCCAGGGAGAUUCCUUCCACGGUACCAAGUUCCGGGGCCACCUUCAAGCCUCCGCCUGUUGCAAACACUUCACCGCUUACGAUUUGGACAAAUGGAAGGGCGUCGAUCGCUUUCUCUUCGAUGCUCGCGUGACUUUGCAAGAUUUGGCCGAUACAUACCAGCCUCCAUUUCAGAGUUGCGUACAGCAAGGAGGGGCCAGUGGGAUAAUGUGUGCUUACAACCGCGUCAACGGGGUUCCAAGCUGUGCAGAUUUCAACCUGCUAACCACAACGGCCAGAAAACAAUGGGAUUUUCAUGGCUAUAUUACGUCCGAUUGUGGAGCAGUGGGCAUCAUACACGACCAGCAAGGAUUUGCAAAAUCAGCGGAGGAUGCAGUGGCCGAUGUUCUUCGUGCUGGGAUGGAUGUCGAAUGUGGUACUUAUUUGACGGAUCAUGCUAAAUCCGCAGUGUUGCAGAAAAAAGUGUCCAUGUCUCAGAUAGACCGUGCCCUUCACAACCUGUUUUCUAUUAGAAUGAGGCUAGGCCUGUUUGAUGGAAAUCCAAGCAGGCUCUCAUUUGGCAUGAUUGGUCCCAAUCAUGUCUGUUCCAAAGAGCACCAAUAUCUGGCUCUUGAAGCUGCAAGAAACGGCAUCGUCCUCUUAAAAAACUCUCCCACACUUCUCCCACUUCCAAAAACGAGCCCCAGCAUUUCCUUAGCAGUGAUAGGUCCCAAUGCCAAUGCUUCUCCUUUAACUCUUCUAGGAAACUAUGCUGGCCCUCCUUGUAAAUUUGUGACAAUAUUGCAAGGGUUUCAGCACUAUGUGAAGAACGCUGUUUAUCAUCCUGGCUGUGAUGGUGGACCGAAGUGCUCUUCGGCUCAAAUAGAGCAGGCAGUAGAAGUUGCAAAAAAAGUGGAUUAUGUGGUGCUGGUUAUGGGACUGGAUCAAAGCGAAGAGAGGGAAGAACGUGAUCGCAUUCAUCUAGACUUGCCGGGCAAGCAACUUGAGCUCAUCAUCAGCGUUGCUGAAGCUUCUAAGAAACCAGUUAUUUUGGUGCUACUUUGUGGAGGGCCUGUAGAUAUCAGUUCAGCCAAGUAUAACCACAAAGUUGGAGGCAUCCUCUGGGCUGGUUAUCCAGGAGAACUUGGAGGCAUUGCACUUGCACAGAUUAUCUUUGGUGACCACAACCCAGGAGGAAGACUACCAAUUACUUGGUACCCAAAAGAUUACAUCAAAGUACCGAUGACAGACAUGAGAAUGAGAGCUGAUCCUUCAACAGGCUAUCCUGGGAGAACUUACCGAUUUUACAAGGGUCCAAAAGUGUAUGAAUUUGGCUAUGGACUAAGCUACUCAAAGUAUUCCUAUGAGUUUGUUUCUGUUACAAAUGACAAGCUUCAUUUGAAUCACUCAUCUACUCAUUUGAUGAUUGAAAAUUCAGAAAACAUAAGGUACAAACUAGUUUCGGAGUUGAGUGAUCAUACCUGCCAAAGCAUGUCACUCUCAGUCACAGUGAGAGUUCAAAAUCAUGGAAGCAUGGUGGGGAAGCAUCCUGUACUGCUUUUUAUGAGGCCUAAAAACCAAAAAAGUGGAAGCCCUGUGAAACAGUUGGUGGCUUUUCAGAGUGUGAUGCUUGAUGCAGGGGAAAUGACUCAUGUUGGAUUUGAGGUAAGUCCUUGUGAACAUCUUAGUAGAGCAAAUGAGGCUGGUGCAAUGAUAAUAGAAGAAGGGUCUCAUUUGUUGCUUGUAGAUGAUCAAGAGCACCCAAUUGAUAUAAUUGCUUGA
Molecule: messenger RNA, 2328 nt
Organism: Sphenostylis stenocarpa
Lineage: Eukaryota; Viridiplantae; Streptophyta; Magnoliopsida; Fabales; Fabaceae
Source: the annotation of a GenBank genome assembly